This is a messenger RNA of Dipodomys spectabilis (banner-tailed kangaroo rat), 992 nucleotides long. RefSeq names its product hydroxysteroid 17-beta dehydrogenase 1 (gene Hsd17b1). Gene Ontology annotation, biological process: estrogen biosynthetic process. NCBI's taxonomy places the organism in Eukaryota, Metazoa, Chordata, Mammalia, Rodentia, Heteromyidae. The coding region runs from base 38 to 973 and encodes 311 amino acids. Gene Ontology annotation, molecular function: estradiol 17-beta-dehydrogenase [NAD(P)+] activity. The record is from RefSeq and is a predicted model, not a curated record. The transcript has 6 exons. Gene Ontology annotation, cellular component: cytoplasm.
UCCCAGAGCGCUUAAACCUCACUCCAGCCUGGUCAUCAUGGACCGGACUGUGGUGCUCAUCACUGGCUGCUCCUCGGGCAUCGGCCUGCACUUGGCUGUCCGUCUGGCCUCAGACCCUUCUAGGAGCUUCAAAGUGUAUGCCACGCUGAGAGACCUGAAGGCGCAAGGCCCUCUCCUGGAGGCCGCCAGGGCCAGGGCGUGUCCCCCCGACUCGCUGCAGACCCUGGAAUUGGACGUGAGGGAUUCGGAUUCCGUAGCCAAUGCUCGGGCACGAGUGACUGAGGGCCGCGUGGAUGUGCUGGUGUGUAACGCGGGCCGGGGCCUGUUCGGGCCGCUGGAGGCACACGAGCUGGACGACGUGGGCACCGUGCUGGACGUGAAUGUGAUCGGUACGGUGCGCUUGCUGCAAGCCUUCCUGCCAGACAUGAAGCGGCGCCGCAGCGGACGUGUGCUGGUGACCUCAAGUAUGGGCGGCUUGAUCGGGCUGCCCUUUCACGCUGUGUACUGCGCCAGUAAGUUCGCUCUGGAAGGUUUAUGCGAGAGUCUGGCGGUUCUGCUGCUGCCCUUCGGGGUCCACAUAAGCCUCAUCGAGUGCGGCCCGGUACACACAGCCUUCUAUGAGAAGCUGGAGGGCGGCCUAGGUGGAGCCCUGGACCGCGCGGAUGCCCAGACCCGUCACCUCUUCUCGCUCUUCCAGCGCCACUUAAUGCGUGUCUUUCAAGAGGCGCAGGAUCCGGAGGAGGUGUCGGAGGUGUUCCUCACCGCCCUGCGCGCCCCGCAGCCCUCCCUGCGCUACUUCAGCACCGAGCGCUUCCUGCCCCUGGCCCGGCUGCGCCUGGAGGAUCUCAGCGGCUGCAGCUACGUGGCUACCUUGCACCGGGCCAUGUUCUCUGACAAGCUGGUGGAGGGCUCUGAGGCCCAAGCCGGACCCCUAGGGGACCCUGAGGCCAGCCCUUCUGCUGCCCCUAAAUAAAUGUUUUUGCCUACCACUA